CUGUCUCUGUGUCUCUGUGUCUCUGUGUGUCCAGCUCAGACCGGGGGCUAUUGAGGGGGCGCAGCUUCUGAACAGAACCUCUCGUAGGAGCAAGGAGCCGAACUUAUAAGAACUGAACUUUACCGAGCCAGGGCGAACUAAAGACAGGGUCGUGUGCUGCACACUCGCACAUCAAAUCAGAGUGCUGCUUUUGAGUGAGUGAGUUUGGAGAACUUUGAAAGAAAUGACCUCCACUGUAUCAUGGAAACGGGUGAUCCGGCAAGUGAAGAUGGGAAAGAAGGUGGAGAAAGUGCUGAAGGAGAAAGCGGAGAAGGGAGGAGGAGCAGCAGCGAGCAGCGUGGAGGAGGAGACGGUGGCCCGGAGUGCCGCCACCACACAGGAGAAGACAACACCGCAAACUGUGGAGGAGUACGUGUGUACUGGCAGCCUGGAAAUUGAUUUCCCAGAACUCUGCGCUCUCGUGGGAAUGAAGGAGAUCCCAGCGGUGACCUCGCGACCCCACCUGCCGACCACGCCCACUACCGAGAAGAGCAUUCUGGAGGAGCGGCAGUCCCUCUUCACUCUGCCCUCAGGCCCCGCCCCCGCAGGAGAGCGCUUCGUCUACUUCCGCCCGCGGCUGCAGGUGGAGCUGGAGAGCGAGGACCCCCGCAGUGUGCGUGAGGUGCAGGUCAAGGGGUGGAAGGUAGAUGAGAGGAUGGUUCGUGUUUUCAGCAAGUGUCUGCCGAGCCUGUCCAGCCUGCAGAGCUUCCACCUGUGGAACGUGGGUCUGACUGACAGCGUCCUGAACUCCCUGGGGGCCGCCCUGCCUCUCUGCCUGAAGCUCAGGAUGCUGGUUUUGGACGGCACCCCUCUCCCCCAACAGCCUUAUUACAGACUGAUUGCAGAAGACAGCGCCCUGACUCACUUGUCUUUACGGAAUAAUAAAAUCGACGCCGAGGGAGCGAAGCUGAUUGGACAAGCCCUCUCUACCCCCAAAUCCACCAAUAAGAACCUGACUUCCCUGAACCUGGCGUACAACCAUCUCUCAGACCGGGGAGCCGAGCACAUAGCACAGGGCCUGCGUCUGAACCGAACCCUGCUCUGCCUCUCUCUGGCUCACAAUGGGAUCGGGGACGAGGGCGCGCUGAAGCUGGCGGAGGUUCUUGGCCCCUUCGCUCUCACCCAUGAAGAGACCGUUGAGAGGAGGUGGCUGCUGUUAGGAAGAGAUUCGGAGAGACAGAAAUCUCCCACUGCGCUCCGCUCUGACUCGAAGGGGGAGCGGCCCCUCAGCCACCCCAGCAGCACCUCGCUGGAGCGGAGCAAAGACAAGCCCAGUCGAGCCACCUCCAAGAAGAAGGACACCCCCAAAAAGGACGAGAAACCCGGAGCAGCCAAUCAGGGCACAGGGUCAGAGGCAGCUGCAGGAAAGGGCGUAGCCUCAGGAAAGAAGGAGGAAAAUAAACUGGGAAAGAAACCCUCCGAUACAAAGGUGCCCCGCGCCAAGGGGGCUCGAUCGGGGGGCAAAGAGAAGCGCCCCCCAGUGGUAGAGCUGGAGGACAAGGGCAGUGUUGUGCAGCAGAAGCCACUGGAGCAGCUGGAGACAGUGAGCCCCCUGCUGGACAGCGCCGAGCAUCGCGACGGGAAGCUCUUCAUCCCCGGGAACAGCACGCUGGCCAGCCUCAACCUCAUGGGUAACAGCCUCACCGCUCGCUCCCUCCCCAGUCUCCUCUCCUCUCUGCUCAGUCAGGGUGAAGCUCGGCCAGGAAAGGUCGGCACAGGGCUGCUCAGACUGUACCUCGCGAGAAACGGCUUCCCUCCGGACUGCGAUUCCUUCACAAAGAUCCAGGAGACCCUAAGCAGCCGGGACCCCCUGACUAAAAACCCGGCGUCUCGAUCUCCCGAGGGGGAGCAGGUGCAGCUGGCGUGAUGUUCCCGUCCCGAGACGCGGAAGUGACUGCCUCUCGCAAAACAGCGCCACCCAUCUGUCCUGUUGAGAAGUGACAUCGAGUGCACAGCUUGUAGUAAAAAGUGAGGUUGGGUUUGUCAGGCUGCAGAAAAACACACAAGGUUUAUGCCUUCAUUUUGUCAUCAUUUUAACUUUUUCAAUACUGCACGAAGGCGUAAGAGCGCCAUCUGGUGGACCUGCAGUGCGAAGAAAACAAAACCAUUAAACGUUGUUGUUAUAGGCCUUUGUUGUUGUUAUUAAUAU
Molecule: messenger RNA, 2188 nt
Organism: Polyodon spathula (Mississippi paddlefish)
Lineage: Eukaryota; Metazoa; Chordata; Actinopteri; Acipenseriformes; Polyodontidae
Gene: lrrc71
Product: leucine rich repeat containing 71
Exons: 18
Coding region: 224-1906 (560 amino acids)
Molecular function (GO): protein binding
Source: RefSeq, a predicted model, not a curated record